Molecule: messenger RNA, 342 nt
Organism: Balaenoptera musculus (blue whale)
Lineage: Eukaryota; Metazoa; Chordata; Mammalia; Artiodactyla; Balaenopteridae
Product: non-histone chromosomal protein HMG-14-like
Exons: 2
Coding region: 1-342 (113 amino acids)
Biological process (GO): chromatin organization
Cellular component (GO): chromatin; nucleus
Molecular function (GO): nucleosomal DNA binding
Source: RefSeq, a predicted model, not a curated record
AUGUUGAUAUUGGUUGUGCAUCAGAACUUUCUGAAACAGCAAGAUGUUCAGGUCAGUUCCGCCGAGGGGGCGGCGAAGGAGGAGCCCGAGAGGAGAUCGGCGAGGUUGUCAGCCAAACCGGCUCCCGCAAAAGUGGAAACGAAGCCAAAAAAGGCGGCAGGAAAAGGUAAACCUUCAGACAAAAGAGUGCAAACAAAAGGGAAAAGGGGAGCAAAGGGAAAACAGGCCGAAGUGACUAACCAAGGGACUGAAGGAAGGUUACCUGCAGAAAACGGGGGAACUAAAAACGAGGAGAGCCCAGCCUCUGAUGAAGCAGGAGAGAAAGAAGCCAAGUCUGAUUAA